UCAGAUCAGUCUCUGAAAUUUACAACAGACACUAACAGUGCAGUGCUGCUACACACACACAUAUAUAUAUAUAUAUAUACAUUUUUAUGUUUAUAUGGAUCUUGUCUUUGAUCUUGAUGAUCAUAAUAAGAAGAAUAAUUAUAACAAAUACUACUUCUCAUCGUCAAGUUCCUGCAGCCUGAAAAAAUCAAACGGCUUUGGCUCUGCAAUCGCGAAGCUGUUCCGUGUUCUAGAAGCUUCUUUCAUCUUCUUCUUCCUCGUCUGGGCCUCCACGCGCCUCCCCUUCGCCGUCAGAAUCUCAGGCGAGUACUUCCGGCGCCUCCUCAACCUCCUCCUCAGCCACUUCUCCAUCUUCCUCCUCAGUAAUUUCAUAGUCCUAACUCUCCUCUUCAAGUCGCGGAAGCAGGCCGCCGCCGCCGGAGACGCCAUCUCCGACGAUCUCUGCUACGAAAUUCUCAAAAAUCAUUGGAUCACGUCAGGCGGCGGAAGGUCUCCGUCGUCUUCUCCGCCGCCCCCGCCGGAGAAUAUUGUGUACGAGGACAAGCAGGCGAUUCUGGAAUUGCCAAAAGGCGUCGUCCGGAGGAGUCGAUCGGAGAAUCUGAGGAGAUCCGGCGGCGAUGGUGAUAACAAUAAGGUGCUGCGGCGGUCGGAGACGGCGGCGGACAAGUGGCGGCGGAGGGCGAUGGUGGAUGAGCUGAGCAACGAGGAGUUCCGGAGAGCGAUCGAAGCGUUCAUUGCUCGACAGAUAAAGUUUCACCGGGAAGAAAAGCUCGCCAUUGUUGUUCAUCGCUAGCUUUAAUUACCUAAUUAGCUUUCCGAUUCCACUUAAUUAGAGAAUAAUUAAAAUUAAAGGAAUCUUAAUUAAUUAGUUGCACGUCUUUAGUUAAAUCAAUUUAUUAAUUUAUAAAUAAUUAAAUUAACGUUAAUUCAUCUAUUUCCACCUAUUUCUAAAUCAUUUUUAUUUGGAGCCACAAACAUUACCCCGCAUAUUCC
Andrographis paniculata is the source of this 993-nucleotide messenger RNA. RefSeq lists its product as uncharacterized. The record is from RefSeq and is a predicted model, not a curated record. The transcript has a single exon. Lineage: Eukaryota; Viridiplantae; Streptophyta; Magnoliopsida; Lamiales; Acanthaceae. Bases 95 to 793 code for a protein of 232 amino acids.